CGGCGCCUCAGGCCUUCUCUUUUUAAAAGAGACUUCCUACUCUCGCUUUCGAUCUGUGCUGCAGCGUCGCUUCCCGCUCCGACUUGUGGGGAGCAACAUGGCCAAUCGCGGGGCGCCGAAGAUCAGUCUCGGGACAACCAUCAUGGCCGUUGAGUUCGAUGGAGGCGUCGUGGUGGGUUCCGACUCGCGUGUCUCCGCAGGGCAGUCUGUGGUGAACCGGGUCUUCAACAAGCUCGAGCCGCUGCAUGACCGGAUUUACUGCGCGCUAUCAGGAUCCGCAGCUGAUGCUCAGGCGAUCGCCGACAUAGUGAAUUACCAGCUGGAGCUGCACAGCCUAAACAUGGAGGAGCCCCCACUGGUCCUGGCUGCAGCCACCUUGGUGAAAAACAUCAGCUACAAGCACAAGGAGGAGCUCUCAGCGCACCUUAUUGUAGCGGGAUGGGACCACAAGAAAGGAGGGCAGGUGUAUGUGACAAUGGGGGGGAUGCUCGCUCGGUUCCCCUUUUCCAUUGGGGGAUCCGGGAGUACCUACAUCCAAGGCUACGUCGACUCCGCCUACAAACCCGGGAUGGAUGCAGAGGAAUGCCGCCAGUUCACCAAAAACGCGAUCGCCCUGGCCAUGGUCCGAGACGGAUCCAGCGGUGGCGUUAUUUACCUCGCUACCAUCACCAAAGACAGCGUCAAGGAGGAAGUUAUCGUGGGAGAAGACGUUCCCAAGUUUUAUGAUGAAUGAACUUGCUCUCCAUUUUGGGGUUGUGCUUUUUUUUAAUCCAGUAAAAGUCAUGAGACUAGA
Varanus komodoensis (Komodo dragon) is the source of this 793-nucleotide messenger RNA. It is a transcript of the gene PSMB9, whose product is annotated as proteasome 20S subunit beta 9. The transcript is spliced from 6 exons. Lineage: Eukaryota; Metazoa; Chordata; Lepidosauria; Squamata; Varanidae. Gene Ontology annotation, molecular function: threonine-type endopeptidase activity. Gene Ontology annotation, cellular component: proteasome core complex. The record is from RefSeq and is a predicted model, not a curated record. The coding region runs from base 98 to 733 and encodes 211 amino acids.